Messenger RNA from Aegilops tauschii subsp. strangulata, 1550 nucleotides. RefSeq lists its product as uncharacterized. Lineage: Eukaryota; Viridiplantae; Streptophyta; Magnoliopsida; Poales; Poaceae. Gene Ontology annotation, molecular function: protein binding. The record is from RefSeq and is a predicted model, not a curated record.
CCCCCACCUCCUUCACUCAUUUCCAGUGCGCGACAUGGCCUCUCAGCAAUCCCUGCCGCCGCCGCCGCCGCCUCCGAAGAAGAAGAAAUCCCCGCCACCCGCUCCCACCACCAUAUGCGCCCUCGGCGACGACCUUCUGCGCGAGGUAUUCCUCUGCCUCCCCUCCCUCCCGAGCCUCGUCCGCGCCUCCCUCACCUGCACUCCCUUCCUCCGCGCCGUCCGCUCCUCGCCCGCAUUCCGCCGCCGGUUCCGCGACCUCCACCCACCCCAGCUCCUAGGAAUCUUCCUCAACAUCCACGACCCCGCCUUGCCAGCCUUCGCGCCCACCCGCCGCCGCUCCGACGUGGACCACGCCGCCGCCAUCUGCGGCGCCGAUGUCUUUUUUACUCUACUCCCUGAAGACGAUAAGGACUUCGAUCCGGAGUGGACAAUAGAAGACUGCCGCGAUGGAUAUGUCAUUCUCGUCAACUGGCAAAUCAAGAAAAUGGCCGUCUACGAUCCCCUCACACGGGCUCUGGAUCUCUUCGCCGUGCCACCGGAGGAGGUCUGCAGCAACAUGUACGUCGAGUUCCACAUGCUCGCCUCUGAAUGCCACAGGCAGUUCCGCAUUGUCUCUGUCGCUCAUGAAAGGCGGGGGGCGCAAGCUGCCGUGCUCUCAUCUCUCAUCAGAUACCAGAGAGUGGCAGGUUUUCCCGUUUUCGGAGGAUGCCAGCCCGCCGGACGAUGGUUUGGGUGGUACAAUGGUGAAUGGGUCUGUUUAUUGGACAUUUGCAAGCGGAUCCAAUAUCCGUGUGCUGAACGCUGCCACACUGCGAUUCUCGGAAAUCAAUCCGCCGCUGCAUAUGGAAGGACAAGGGGAAUUUAAGCCUGGUGAGACCAAGGAUGGGAAGCUCUGUUUGGUCUGUGCGGUUAAGCUCACGCUUGUUGUUUGGAUCUGGAGACCCGACGAUGACGGUGUUGAUAGAUGGAUCCUGGACAAGACAAUUUCGCUGCAGGAUGGUCUGGGUGGUGAUGUUGCUCUCAAUAUUGUGGCGAUUAUCAGUGGCUUUGUGUAUUUUUCUACUUUUUCUGAGAUGAAUCAGGAUUCUUGCUUGUUCAUGUCCUACUGCCUUGAAACAGAAAAGCUGAAUAAGCUCUGCCCUGUCACUCACUCUUACCAUUCAUAUCCCUACAUCAUGGGGUUCCCUCCUUCAUUGGUAUGCAAUAAGGUGAACCCUCAAUCUGAAGAGGCUUGACUAGGCCGAAGAAGAAAACUGGACCAGAGAAUGUUACUUUCUCGCUAGAGUAAAUCAAGAUGCCCCGUUGUUGUUGGGAAUUGUUAGUUAUUUGUGUAACCCCAUGAUAUAUCGUUGUAGCUGACAUGAUAUUGUUUUUGUAACUAGAAAGUAGCUGAAGCUUACUUCUAUGCUUGGAAGAAGUAUUCUAUGGGGAUUAACAAUGUUUCCAUAAUGCCAAAUGGGAACUCAGAUGGUUCUCAGUUACUUAAUUAGCUCUUUGUCCUUUGUAGAAAAAUGCUAAUAAUGUAAAUGUGAAGCAACGUGUUGACCUAA